AUGUCCACUCCAGAUGUCCCCACAACCCCUCUGACGAAUUCAAACGGUGCCCUCCCACACGACAGCCCUGUAGAUACACCUCCUCCCUUUGACACCUCACUCUUUAGGACAUAUCUCGUGUCGCUCUUGCCACCGGUACUUGGCGCUCUACCCGAGGACUUUGUAAGCAUGUUUGAUGAAGAAUUCGACGAGAGAGUCACUCGCUUUGCGGCAGAGGGCGGAGGCGUGAUUUACGUGGUGAAAACGAGGGACGAAGCAGAGGAGGACGCGCCGCAGACUUAUUCAUACCACCUAACUUCGCAUCUGACUUAUUCUUCUACGAGUGUUACAUCACUUGCACUCAUCAAACGCGGUCCUACCCUGGAUCCUCUGACACCUCUUGCCACGCAACUACAUAUCCUCAAUUUGUUUGGAGGUGAAGAAACGCCGUACGAGAGUCUGCAUGCCGUCGUGAGCUGUGGUGUUAAGCCCUGGUUUGAUGCUUUUGUUGGAGCACGGGGUGGGGGCAAGGAUGGGGAUAGUAAAAUGGGGAUACCCAUGACCAAGAAGAAGUUUGCCGAGCUGGAAUUGUCAUUAUUGCACCUUCAGCAGAACGUGGAAAUACCUGAGACGCAUUUGAUCAUUCAUCCAGCCAUCCAGCGCGCUGUAGAACAGGCUCAUGCUUCAGGCGCACGUCCAAACAUAUCACACAUACCUCAAAAGCUCCUAAACGAAAGUUCAUUUCUCAACACUUUACACGGACACGUCAACAUGUGGAUCAAGGCUAUUCAAGCAGUCACUAAGCUUUCGCGCGACGUUUCCUCUGGUACUGCUUCGCAAGAAAUCAACUUUUGGCUGAGUCUUGAGCGGGCACUGGAGGGUAUUGAGGCGCAGCUACGCAGCGAUGAAGUGACCAUGGUCAUGGAAUGUCUUCGAAACGCGAAGCGAUAUCUCGCAACAGUCAGUUUCAUGACGGACACUGGCCUGAAAUCUUCUACGGAUCUUGUGCACAAAUACAACCAGCUAAUGAAAGAUUUCCCUCUCAACGAGCUGUUAUCUGCGACAGAUCUUGAAAAAAUCCAAGAAUCAUUGGUACUCAUCUUUGGACACAUCAACCGCAAGCUCAAGCUCUCGCCCUACCCAAUCCGUCGAGCACUACCCCUCGUUGAGGCAAUUUCUCGUGAUUUCAACGACCAGCUAUUGCGCGUGCUGACGUCGCAUAGGCUGUCGUACACUCCGUACGAGACCUUUGACCGCCUACUCGGACAGACCAUGAACAUCUUCCGGACGUGGGAUGAUCUUAUCAAGGAGUUCACAAACGUCGCUCGCGAGGUUAUGCGCAAACGUGGAGAGAAGUUUGUCCCCAUCAAAGUUGUUGCUGCGCACGCGAAACUACAGGAGCGGACGAGGUAUCUGCGUGACUGGAGGAAGCAGCACGAGCAGCUGGCGGUGAUGACCGGGCCCACGAAGGGUUUGGGGAGCAUGGCUAAGGAGGUGGGCGGAAUGGACAUGGAGGAAGAAGUGAAGGAGGCGUAUGAGGUGGUGAAACGCAUCGAUGUUCUCGAUGUUUCUGUUGAGGGCACGGAGAUCUGGGUGGCUGCGGAGAACGCAUACAACGAACGGGUCGCAAGAGUUGAGAACCAAAUUAUUGCACGGCUACGCGACAGGCUAGGCACGGCAAGAAAUGCGAAUGAAAUGUUCAGAGUAUUCUCUAAGUUCAAUGCACUUUUCGUUCGCCCAAAGAUUCGUGGAGCUAUCCAAGAGUAUCAAACUCAACUCAUUGACUCAGUAAAGGAGGAUAUCAAGCGCCUUCAUGAUAAGUUCAAAACGCAAUAUCGGUUAUCUGAAGCUUAUCACAUGUCGCAAAUGCGCGACCUCCCUCCAAUAGCAGGUGCCAUCAUCUGGGCUCGACAAAUUGAGCGACAGUUACUCACCUACAUGAAACGAGUGGAGGAUGUGCUUGGCAAGGGCUGGGAGCUCUAUGCAGAGGGUCAGAAGCUUCAGUCAGAAAGCACCGCAUUCAGGAAGAAGCUAGAGACACGGCCAGUGUAUGAAGCCUGGAUGCAGGACAUCAACCGACGGGACAUGGGUGUCAAUGGCCGCCUCUUUGAGAUCGUGAGAUUACGGGGAGGAGGGUUCCAACUAGCAGUAAACUUCGACCCCCAGAUAAUCACACUUUUCAAGGAGGUUCGUAAUUUGUUAUGGCUAAACUUCCAGGUCCCACACGCGAUCACGAACAUGGCGAAGGAUGCGAAGCGGGUAUAUCCUCAUGCUGUCAGUCUUAUGGAGACUGUCAGAACCUAUGGGCAGACUCUGGAUCUGGUGGAGAAUAACAUGGGCAUAGAGUGGUUGGUUGCUGAAUAUCGGAAUGAGGCUCAGCGGAUGGUUGCCAAAGGUAUGAACAUCAAGUGGGAUUACUUUGUCAACCAGUACGAUACCGCGCGGUACGUGAGCAGUGCCGAUGGACGCGAGAACCGACAUAUCCAAUUCGUGCGGGAGUUUGCGAGUGUUGUGUCUAUCCUACAAGAUAAGACCAACAACGUCAUUGACCUUUAUCGCAACAUUCUUCGAGCGGUCGAGGAUCUCGCAACAUGCCCUUAUACUAGCGAGGCAUUUUCAGAUCUUCUGGGCAAGAUUCAAGCUGCUAUUGAUCGCCUGAAUUUGGAAGGAUACGCUAAUCUUGGACACUGGGUGGCUGACCUCGACAAGCGGAUAGAAGGGAUCUUGCUUCAGCGUUUGGGUUACAUCAUCCAAGUGUGGUGUUCCGAGUUUGAUCGGACAGAUGAUGUUGAUGCUCGCCGCGAUCCACUGCCUUUGCGUGACAUCACCAACAAGCGACGGGCUGGCAAAGGCGGGAAGGAGGAGAGGGUCGCCGAGGGCAACAUGACAGUAAAACCCAUCGUUCACGAAAUUCGGAUACAAAACCAAGUGAUCUUCCUUGAUCCGCCAAUAGAAUAUGCACGUGCGACUUGGAUAAAGCAAUUGCAUGACUGGUUGGGCGUUAUCUGCCGAUUGACACGUAUUCAAAGUUCUCGAUACGAGAUUGGGUUGCAGAUGCAGGGCACGCAAGUGUCAGAAACAACAUAUACUUCUCUGCUCACACGAUUCUCCGACAACACUUUAGAGCGACCGUUUUCUCUCAUAGAACUCAAAGUUCAAAAGCUCAAAGACUAUGUCGCCAAGUGGUUACAGUUCCAGUCGCUGUGGGAUCUGGAGGCGGAAUAUGUCUUCAAUCGAUUAGGGGACUCCCUCGCGCAUUGGCAGCAACUUCUGACUGAGAUCAAGAAAACACGGGCGACAUUUGACACGUCAGAAACGCAACUGAGUUUCGGUGUCUGUGUCGUCGAUUACGAGCAAGUCCAAGCCAGAGUCAACGCCAAAUACGACGCGUGGCAACGGGAUAUUCUCAGUCGUUUCGGUGUGAAGCUCGGAAAUGCGAUGAAGGAGAUGCAUGCCUCGAUCAUGAAGGCGCGAAACGAGCUGGAGCACCAUUCGAUAGAGGGUUUGGUUGGAGGAGCACGAAGAUUUUAA
This is a messenger RNA of Suillus plorans, 3510 nucleotides long. RefSeq names its product dynein heavy chain, N-terminal region 1-domain-containing protein. Gene Ontology annotation, biological process: mitotic cell cycle; minus-end-directed vesicle transport along microtubule; establishment of spindle localization. Gene Ontology annotation, cellular component: cell cortex; cytoplasmic microtubule; cytoplasmic dynein complex. The coding region runs from base 1 to 3510 and encodes 1169 amino acids. The transcript is spliced from 13 exons. Gene Ontology annotation, molecular function: minus-end-directed microtubule motor activity; dynein light intermediate chain binding; dynein intermediate chain binding. NCBI's taxonomy places the organism in Eukaryota, Fungi, Basidiomycota, Agaricomycetes, Boletales, Suillaceae. The record is from RefSeq and is a predicted model, not a curated record.